UAUAAGCAGCAAAUGAAGGGGAAAAAAAACAAAGAGAGAAAAAAGAAAGAAGGGGAAGAGAAAGGAGACAAGAAAAGUGAAAGAACAAGGGAAAUCUUAUCCUUUUUCACUAAAUUCACUAAGAGAUGUGAAAUUCAUACUUGCCACAGCUGUGAUUAGUAAGUGCAGACAGGUUUAUACUCACUAUAACAAGAAUAACACGCAACCAAAGAAGAUGGAGAAUUCUAGCAACGGAAAUGAUCAACAGGUUCCAGGAACCACCAAUAUCUCAGUUCUGAAUUGCAUUGAUCUCUCGAGCCCUGAUAUUCAGUCCUCUGUUUCCCUCCUUAAACAGGCUUGCUUGGAUUCUGGGUUCUUCUACGUAACGAAUCAUGGAAUUGAAAAGAAAUUCAUGGAUGAGGUUUUCUCCCAAAGCAAAAAAUUUUUUAGUCUGCCCAUGGAAGAAAAGAUGAAGCUUUUAAGGAAUGAGAAAAAUCGAGGUUAUACUCCUGUUUUUGAUGAACAUUUGGACCCUGUCACUCAGAUACAUGGGGACUAUAAGGAGGGAUAUUACAUUGGCGUUGAAGUAUCUGAAGAUGAUUCGGAUUCACAGAAACCAUUCUAUGGGCUGAACAAGUGGCCGCGUGCAGAUAUCUUGCCCACAUGGAGGGAAACUAUGGAGAAAUAUCAUCAGGAGGCACUAGAGGUAGCCAGAAAAGUUUCACGGUUGAUAGCCCGUGCACUUGAACUAAAUUUUGACUAUUUUGAUCAUCCUGAAAUGCUUGGAAAACCUAUUGCUACUUUACGGCUGCUACACUAUGAAGAUCGAGCUUCUGAGCCUGAUAAGGGAAUAUUUGGAGCUGGUGCACAUUCUGAUUUUGGUUUAAUUACCCUUUUGGCAACAGAUGAUAUCGUUGGUCUUCAGAUAUGUAAAAACAGAGAUGCCAAGCCUCAGGUCUGGGAGUAUGUACAACCACUGAAAGGGGCGUUUAUAGUUAAUCUUGGUGAUAUGCUGGAGCGAUGGAGCAACGGCAUUUUCAGGUCUACGUUGCACCGAGUCUUGGGUAACGGCCAAGAAAGAUAUUCGAUAGCUUACUUUGUUGAGCCUAAUCAUGAUUGCAUUGUCGAAUGUCUUCCUACAUGCCAAUCAGAGAAGAAUCCUCCAAAGUUCCCUCCAAUCAAAUGCCAAGAUUACAUGCUUCAGAGGUAUAAAGAUACGCAUGCAGAUCUGAACUCCUACAAAUGAUUGAAGUGUAAUUCAUGAACAGGAUGCUCUUCUAACGAUGGUGGCGAUACCAUCUGAAGGAGAAGCGGAUGAACACAAUGACUUUAUCAGAAUACACAUCACACACCACACUUGUAUAUAGCAACCAAACCUAUGAACUUGUAUAUUGGAUUGACAUUCUACUACAGUUUCUGCAUCUUGGGAGAUUGAUGAUUGGUAAAAGAGUGCUUGUAGCUUCUGAUUCAA
This is a messenger RNA of Sesamum indicum (sesame), 1450 nucleotides long. RefSeq names its product azadirone synthase LFS. Lineage: Eukaryota; Viridiplantae; Streptophyta; Magnoliopsida; Lamiales; Pedaliaceae. The record is from RefSeq and is a predicted model, not a curated record.